Messenger RNA from Camellia sinensis, 3413 nucleotides. RefSeq lists its product as uncharacterized. Lineage: Eukaryota; Viridiplantae; Streptophyta; Magnoliopsida; Ericales; Theaceae. Gene Ontology annotation, molecular function: misfolded protein binding; polyubiquitin modification-dependent protein binding. Gene Ontology annotation, cellular component: BAT3 complex. The record is from RefSeq and is a predicted model, not a curated record. Gene Ontology annotation, biological process: ERAD pathway.
CGUGUUGGCAUACCACCGGGCACCACUAGUAGUGGGACCAGAAAAAAAGAGGGUUUUAUUUCUUACUCUCCAAGGUGUCCGUACAAAGCCGAUCAGACAUUUUUCUCAGCUUCUUCUUUUUCUCUCUGUACCCGAUUCAAAGCCUUCCCUAUCUAAGAGCAAUCAGCUUCCUGUCAAAUUACAUGGCGGAUCAGCAUUCAAUUGAAGGUUCCGGUACGACUGAUGUUGGUGGUGAAAUCGCAGAAUCAAUGGUCGAGCUGAAUAUAAAGACACUAGAUUCACAGAUCUAUAGCUUCCAAGUGGAUAAAAAUAUGCCAGUCUCACAGUUCAAGGAGAAAAUAGCUAGUGAAAUUGGUCUGCCGGUCGGGCAGCAGCGGCUGAUAUUUAGGGGAAAAGUGCUGAAGGAUGAUCACCAGCUUUCCGAAUAUCAUGUUGACAAUGGCCAUACAUUGCAUCUAGUUGCCAGGCAGCCUUCUGAAGCGCAGCCCCAUUCUAGUAUGAGUACUGGAGAGACAAGUGCAAAUAAUGGUAACAGAGGACAUGAUGCUAAUGCUGCUGGUCCACAUAAUCGCAUUGGGCAAGUAUCGCACAGUGUAGUACUUGGGACGCUUAAUGUUGGGGACCAAGGAGAAGGAAUUGUGCCAGAUAUAACUCGGAUUAUUGGUGCAGUUUUGAAUUCUAUUGGCGUUGGUGGCCAGACUGCAUCUAAUGUUACUGGGGGUGUGCAACCCACUGUGCAGUUCAACACUCCAGUCCAGGCUUCUCAAAGAAAUGAAGCAGAAGGAAGGCAAAAUAAUAUUGGUGCACUGGGCCAAUCAGGAAGUCAAACACAGCCUGCACAGGCAUUACCAAGUCAAUCCUUACCCCAGAUUUUGCAAAUCCCACUGGGAGCAGCAAUUCCUGUUCCUUCUCUUAAUACGCCAAUUCCUGAUUCUUUGCACACACUUUCCGAGUUCAUGAACCGCAUGGAGCUGGCAUUGUCACAGCAUGGGUAUCAGCCUAAUUCAUCACCAACCAGCAUUGGAGAUCUGUCAGCAGUGGAAAGUGCACGUGGAUUGUCAACACCUGAAGCAUUGAUUAUUGUUCUGCGACAUGCACAACGGCUUCUGAGUGGUCACACUGUUGCUGCAUUAUCUCAUAUUGCAGGACGUCUGGAGCAGGAGGGGGGUUCUACUGAUCCCAUGGUAAGGGGUCAAAUUCAGACAGAAUCUAUGCAAGUAGGGUUGGCAAUGCAACAUUUAGGUGCGCUUUUGCUAGAGCUUGGGCGGACAAUUUUGACUCUGCGUAUGGGACAAUCUCCUGCCGAGUCUUAUGUGAAUGCCGGGCCUGCAGUUUAUAUAUCUCCAUCCGGGCCAAAUCCUAUAAUGGUUCAGCCGUUUCCUCUUCAAACCAACUCCCUGUUUGGUGGUUCUAUUGCUGGUCCGCCAAAUUCUGGGACUUCUGGUGCUGUUGGUAUUGGAACCGUUCCAAGACACGUAAAUAUUCAUAUACAUACUGCUGUUGGUCCCAGGGCAUCUAAUGCAGAAGGGGUGCAGGGAGAACCUGGUAAUCGAACUGGUUCUGCCGAUUCAGGUCAAACACGGGUACUGCCUUUAAGAAAUGUUAUUGCAGCUGCUGUCCCAUCUCGACUCUCUGUUACAACUUCCAGUACUUCUCAAACUGGUGUUUCUGUUUCACAGCCGCCACCUGAUUCUGUUCCGCUAUCUACAGUUAUAUCUGAAGUCAAUUCACGAAUCAGAAACUAUGUUGAUAACAUGCGGAGUGAAAACCAGGCUCCAUCAGGCCGAUCAGAGAUUUUGACUGUCCAGAAUCCAUCUAUAGGAUCUGAUGCUGGCAAUGAUGAAGGGAACAUUCAGCAUAGAAAUCUGGCUGACAAUGGAGCUGGAGAGGCAAGUCCGUCUGUCCCUGGUGGUGUGCCUGAGAGGGAUGGUCAGAAGGCACAUACUGAAUGCUGCCAAACUAGUGAUGACAAGGUCACAGAAAGCGGUGUGAAUUCAAAAGAUGUAUCUUCUACUAGCUCAGAAUGUGCUGCUCCAAGAUCUGGUUGCGGGAAUGAUAAUCCAGAGUUUGCCACAGCUGUUCCACUUGGAUUAGGGCUGGGAGCUUUGCAACCUAAGAGACGUAGUAUGCAACCAAGAUCACUGAGCAAGGGUAGUGAUGCAACUUCUAGUGCUCCCAGUCAAAAUCAACAAACAAGAACGAAUGGCCAGCAGAUUUUGCAAUCUCUUGCCAACAUGAGGAAUACAAAUUCCACAUCAUCAGGACAGCUGCCACCUGCCCUUGGGCGUAUCAUGGAAAGUGUCCAAAUGGGAGGGCAAGGUGCUGAUGGUCAGUUUGAUGCAGCAGGUGUUAUGUCUCAGGUUCUUCAUAGUCCUGCUCUAAAUGGUCUAUUGGCAGGGGUUUCAGAGCAGACUGGCGUUGGUUCUUCUGAUGCCUUGAGGAAUAUGUUGGAGCAAGUUACUCAAAGUCCUGCUAUGAGGAAUACAGUAAAUCAAAUGGCUCAACAGUUUGAUAACCAAGACCUUGGAAACAUGCUUUCAGGGUUUGGUAGAGGCCAAGGUGGUGGCAUUGAUCUGACAAGUAUGGUUCAACAGAUGAUGCCCAUAGUUUCUCAAGCUCUCAGUGGUAGGUCUACAAUCCCUCAACAGUUGCCAGUUGUCAGGCCUGAUCCCCAGCCACAGUACAAUGAAAGAAAUUUGAGCGGUGUUGAGAAAGCAAAUGAUCAAGAUACUCAGACUGAACUCCAAGAAAUGGUUCAGAGAAUCGAACACCAGACUCCACCUGAAGAAAUUUUUCGUACUAUAGCUGAAAGUGCUGCCCAAGUAUAUGACAGUGGCAGUGAUGGAGAAGAUCUUGUGAAUGAAUUGUGCCGUGAAGAGGGCCUUGCCAGUGAAUUUAUGGAGGUUCUUCGUCACGAUCUUCGUCAGCGACUUCAGGGUGGGGACGGCUCUGCAGAGAAGCCAUAAUUAUCCUGUAUUGUCAUGGAUGGUUUCUGAUAUCAUCAUAAUUGUUCUGGAUGGCAGAGUUGCUGAUCAUUUAUUGUAAUGUAUCGAGAUUCUAAACAGUAAUACAUGACCAAUGGAGAAGUUUUGCUUUCAAACAGUUACCGUGAACGACUUUUGAUAUUGGAUCUCCUGUUGUGCUUUUCUUGACAACUUGAAAAUCCAAAACCUAGGCUAGAAGGUUAUUUUUCCUUGAUUGUUGUGAAAGCAUUAUUGAAAUGAAAUACUUUGCAGGUGCUCAAUUCUACAUUGCUGUAGACUUGGAUGUGUUUAGACAUAACACAUUUGGUUUGCAAGUCGGGGUGCAACUGUGUUAAUUGAGUUUUAUAUGUAUGUUUUUCUUUUGCGCCAUGUAUUUCUUAUAUAACAUUAAUCAUUAUGCUUGAAGCCAACAAAAAUGGUUUUCGUGCU